Funneliformis caledonium is the source of this 435-nucleotide messenger RNA. The record is from the annotation of a GenBank genome assembly. Lineage: Eukaryota; Fungi; Glomeromycota; Glomeromycetes; Glomerales; Glomeraceae.
AUGACUCAAGAUACGUUUUAUGAUCAAUCAACUACCACAGUUUCUACGAUUUCUACUCGAUCCAAAAAUAAAACAAAACAGAUUGAAGUAGAAUAUCGAUUAAAACGUUCUAUAUAUGGUUCAGAUGAAGCAGAACAACCCACUAUAAUUAACACAACCACAGCUACUACUAAUACUACUGGUGGUAUGAAACUUUUUGGUUUAAAAGAUUUUAAUGAACUUCAAUAUGAUGCAUUUCUAGAGUUGCAAAUUUUAACAUUUGGAUAUGAUUGUCCGAAUGAUGAAUACUUAAUUAGAUUCCUGGAAAAUAAUGGAAAGAAUUUAAAGGACGAGCGUGAAUUAUUAGAUUUUAUUGUAGAAUUUCACCUAAAACGUUUUAUGAGUUAUCAAUUGAUUUUGGAGUUCACAAUUGGAUUUAGAACUGUCAAAAAUUAA